AUGCUGUACUCCAUUCGUUUCUUCCUCAGGAGUCCAACCCAACUGCACCUCUCCGUCAAUCACCAAAACCCACAAGCCAAACAUCACAGAACGAACGUGUUCAAUCUGACUUACGUCCUAACCUACCUGCAAGCGUCCACUCCCACCAGCUACCACUCCUCUCGAGAAUACUCGGGUGCUGUCCCCAAAGACCCCUCGUCCAAACACACGAUGCUCUGCCUCAUCGCCGUCACGGCUUUGGCCUUCUCCCACAUCUGUGACUGGCGGGAGCGAAGGAAACGGGAUCAAAGACAGCAGGAUAGGCUUGCUGCCCUCGAGAAUGGCAUGGUGGAUCUCACGGGCAGGCUCCUGCCAAACCCAGGAUAUCCCCUACUCGACGAGGACGAUGAUUUCAAACUUCCACCACCCGCAUAUGAGCUUCACGAGGGGAUUCCUGAGGACUGA
Molecule: messenger RNA, 444 nt
Organism: Letharia columbiana
Lineage: Eukaryota; Fungi; Ascomycota; Lecanoromycetes; Lecanorales; Parmeliaceae
Exons: 1
Coding region: 1-444 (147 amino acids)
Source: RefSeq, a predicted model, not a curated record